AUGUGGAAGGAACCGGAAAUUAACGCGAACAAUUGGCCCAGUGCUGACCAACUAUCUGGAUUGUGGGUGCACUUGAUGGGAGAGCUAAGCAUCAGGACCUUACUGUAUUAUCAGGCUGCAAAAUGUCGAUGCUGGAUCGAACAAUUAUUGAGUGAGAAUAACAUGACCACCAGCACUUUGGUAUUCGACAAGGACUCUGGUGCACCAUAUCUAAAAUCGCAGCAUAAUGUGGAAAUGCUGGGAUUGAUUUGUUUGGAAGCUGACGGAUUUGAAAUCGUACUGAGUACGCUGAGUGUUAUGUUGAAUCAGAUGAGAGAGGUGCCUCUGCUGAUUCAGAUAUGCACGAAGGAUCUGACUCAACCAGAGAUAGAGGGAUUAGCUACGCAGAUCUUAAGGCGUUGCCAGGAGCUCCUAAUGCCGAAUGCUUAUCGCUCUAAUUUGACGCUGUACCCCACCCAAUUGGAUAAUCUAUAUGGGCAUGUUUUGAGGACUCAACCAGAUCUGGCACAGCCGUACACAUUUAUGUACAGGGAUGGAAAGGGAAAGCUGGUGAUAUCCGGUGUGGCCUGGCAUUUAGUGAAGGAGUUUGCUCGCCAAUUGAAUGCAUCGCUUCAGCUCAGCUUUGAGCCAACUGCAAGCAAAUCCGUUGUAAAAAGCUAUUAUACAAUAAUACAGCAUGCCCGUAAUAGGACCAUAGACAUAUCUAGCAGCUUUAUUUCGCCCCACUACGAUAGAAACCUUCAGUUAUUCAGCUACCCACGCGAUAGUUUCAAUGUCUCUUUUGGCUACACAGUUUUCUCCCUGAAAUGGCGUAUAUAUGCGGAAUUGCAGAAAUAUUUCAAGCAUCCUCUGUUUCGGUAUGAUAAAGAUUUGUGUAUUCGUCAAUUAUCAUUGCAAUCUCUUGCCUACCAAGAAAACUCCAUCUACCGCCAUGAACUAAACAUAUAUAUUCUAAGGCUACGCCAAAGCGGUGUUUUACUGUAUUGGUAUCAUAACAGCUUAUAUGACAUGAUACGUGCUGGCUAUUACAGCCUUAAGGAUUUUAGUCAACUAUUCGAGGCUAGAUCGCUUACAUGGAACGAUUGCAAUUUUAUUGGGGUGCUCUACGCAUACGCAAUUGGCAUAUCACUGCUGGUAUUUGUACUUGAGUUGUUAGUUUACUAUAUCAAAGUUUGCCUGUACCUGAUUUAAGAAUUUGUUAUUAACAAAAAGUCUAAGAUCUUAA
Messenger RNA from Drosophila grimshawi, 1225 nucleotides. RefSeq lists its product as uncharacterized. NCBI's taxonomy places the organism in Eukaryota, Metazoa, Arthropoda, Insecta, Diptera, Drosophilidae. The record is from RefSeq and is a predicted model, not a curated record. The transcript is spliced from 3 exons. Bases 1 to 1191 code for a protein of 396 amino acids.